AUGCUACUAAAAGCUUCCUUCAACCAGACACUCUGCACAACAGCAUCACUGGUGCUCAACGGUGCUACUGCACCAUAUCCGCGCGCAACAUGUGAGGUCGAGCUCGGCGCUUCAGGACUGAGAAUGGAUCCUUCAAAUGCAACAACGCUUAGCGAUACCCUCUUGCAGAGCAUUUCGACCAUGAUCGGGGACGCGCAGAGCACGGCUCUGUCGUCCGCCGCGGCGAGGGCUGAUGAGGUGGUGGCUGCCACGAAGUCGUCCUCAUGGAUCGGACUGCUCGGCAGGCUCAUCCUCGCUAUCCUGCACUUGAUCUCGACCAUACUGUACUUUGCGCUCAAGAUCACCACCAUCAACAUCCCCACCCUUCUCUUCACGCUCUUCUCCACGAGCUUGACCGUCACCAUGAAUGCCACCACACUCAUGCUGAUCAUGGCACUCGUGAUCUCGGCCGUCAGCUGGGUAGUCCGCUACCGCUAUCUGAACAUGUAUUCUCGCUUGCCGCCAGAGCCGCAGCGGAAAGAGCCAGAGAUUGAUCUCUUCCCUGACACACAUGAAGAGGGCAUCAAGUCGGGGCUGGGCAACUAUCUAGACGAGUUUCUGAGCGCUAUCAAGAUCUUUGGCUACUUGGAGCGACCCGUGUUCCACGAGUUGACUCGCAGCAUGCAGACCAGGAAACUGAUCGCUGGUGAGACCUUGAAUUUGGAGGAAGAGAAAGGCUUCUGCAUCGUGGUAGACGGCCUCGUCGAAAUUUUCGUAAAGUCGGCUAGAAAUAGUCGGCUCACGCCCGAGAACUCUCAACUAGGAGGUUCGAAUUACAACGAUUCAGACUUCAGCGAAGAUGAAGAGAAUCAUGCCCCUGGUCAGCAGCGAUACCAGUUGCUCACAGAGGUUCCAAAUGGCACGCCCAUGUCCUCGCUUUUCACAAUCAUGUCUCUUUUCACUGAGGAUGUCAAGCUACGGCAUACGGAUGAUGAUAAUUCUGAGCCAAACACCGCUAUUGGUACUCGUAGUCAUCCUAGAUAUCCUCUGAGCGCCGACUUCAGAAAGUCGUCCCAUGACAUUCCUGUGUCUUUUCCUAGCACUCCACAGUUGGACGAUUCUGGAGAUCGGCCUGAUCCUAGGCAGUACGGGCCUACAAGGAUGCCUUCUAACGGGAGCGCUACACUGCCCAACAUUCCGCCCAUGUCUCUCGAUGCCGCAUCCCCUCUUCACCCUCACCAAAGCAAGCGACCAGUGCCAAAACGUCUUGCCACAAACUCUGCACAUCCAGACAUCAUUGCCAGGGCGACUGUGGAUACCACAAUAGCCAUCAUACCUGCGAGUGCGUUCAGACGAUUGAUAAGGAUUUAUCCAAAGGCAACGGCCCAUAUUGUCCAUGUCAUCCUGUCUCGCUUUCAACGAGUCACACUUGCCACGGCUUACAAUUAUUUAGGCCUGACGGGCGAGGUCCUCCAAACGGAACGAAAUAUGAUCAAAUAUACAUCCUCUCAGCUUCCUAACUUUCUCAGAGGUGAUCCACUCGAGAGGCUGAAAGAGAAGUUCAAGAGAGAGCGAGAAAGGAUCGGAGAAGAUGAGGAAGGCAAGGGCAUCGCUUUGCAUAACUCCGGUGCUGGCCAUCGCCGCCGAUCGUCAACCCUUCGCAAAGAGGCAGUCUUGCAGGCCAUAUCUAAGAGACGGCCUACAUCUGUCGUGACUUCUACAAUCGCUCCACCGCAUGAGCGAAGCUCAAUUGACACACCUGGUCCGGGCGAUUUGCUUGCAAAUAUUCAAAUAUCUCGGAGCGGAGGCAGGUCAUCAAGCAACCUUGGUAUCCCAGUAACUAGUCCGCCACAGAGCAAUGAUGCACUUCAUAAGCAGACUGUAUCGCCUCUGGCAGAAAAAUCCUUCAACCCGUUCGCGACUCAAACACAUGGACGCAUCUCACUUGACAAGCGAGAAACGGCAGACGAGGACAAUAUCUUCCGAGAAUCCAUCCUUGAAUGUAUGUUUAAGGCCAUCGGCCUUACGUCCAGCGGCACAGCAUCAAGAGGCCCUGACUCUGUUGAAGCGUCGCCACGUCUCGUGUCAUAUGACCAAAGACGUCAAAAGGCCGUCUUCAGUAAUAACGCUUUUGGUUUCAUGGAGUCGUUCGAUGGCUCGACCGAGGGAGACGCUGAAUCAAUGACCUCAGGUGGAAUCACGAUGAAUGCCACCCCGAACGCUCAUGCUCUUGCUCAUGACAUGAAGGAUGAACUUGAGAUAGUAUUCUUCCCCAAAGGUUCCGUGCUUGUUGAGCAAGGGGAAAGAAAUCCUGGUCUGUACUAUGUUGUAGAUGGCUUCCUUGAUAUCUGCAUUACAGUGGAAGAGUCGUCGACCAAUAUUUUGCACACACCAAAUCAAUCAUCAUUUGAGGCCAUGGACAGCACGGAAUCUUUCCCUGCUCCUCGCCGAUCUGCCACCACAUCGUCACGGUUCUCUCUAUCUGAGCUAGGCGACAGUGUUGGUGAAGGCCGGAAAAAGGGCAAGCUUAGUCGUCGCAGCGUUGCUCUUGUCAAGCCCGGUGGUCUCGCUGGAUAUGUUGGGACGGUGUCUUCCUACCGAUCUUUCAUUGAUGUGGUUGCGAAGACGGACGUCUACGUGGGUUUCUUGCCACGAGCAUCUCUUGAAAGAAUCGUCGACAAAUAUCCAAUUGUGCUGUUGACGAUGGCGAAGCGAUUGACCAAUAUUCUACCACGUCUAAUUCUUCACAUUGACUUCGCUUUAGAAUGGCUGCAGGUUAAUGCGGGGCAAGUCAUCUACCAUGAGGCGGAGGAGAGCGACGCAAUCUACCUCGUCCUCAACGGUCGGCUUAGACUUGUGGAGGACAGAAAAGAUGGCGGUGUGAAUGUUCGGGGCGAGUUUGGUCAGGGAGACAGCGUUGGUGAAUUAGAGGUCCUGACAGAGUCUGCUCGCUCUGGGACCCUACAUGCGAUCCGAGACACAGAAGUGGUCAAGUUUCCACGGACCUUGUUCAACAGUCUCGCACAAGAGCAUCCAAACAUCACCAUCAAAAUUUCCAAGAUCAUUGCAUCCCGGAUGAGGAAUCUUAUCGAUGAUCCGACCCUCGCUUUAACUGCAAAAGACGCGGGCUCCAGGACUGGAAUCAAUCGAAGCUCUACGACGUUGAAUCUACGAACAGUCGCAAUUCUUCCCGUCACGGCUGGCGUACCCGUUGUUGAAUUCGGCAACAGAUUAAUGAACGCCCUCUCUCAGGUCGGCACUCCCAACGGAGCGACGUCCUUGAAUCAGUCCGCUAUUCUCAAUCAUCUCGGCAAGCAUGCCUUCAACAAGAUGGGCAAGCUUAGGCUUUCACAAUAUCUUGCCGACCUUGAAGAGAAAUACGAUCUGGUGGUUUACGUAGCGGGUCUUGUCUUAGGUGGUGGUGGUGCCAGGGGUAUUGCUCAGGUCGGUAUCAUCAGAGCGAUGGAAGAAGCUGGCAUCCCCAUCGACAUUAUAGGCGGAACGUCGAUUGGUGCAUUCAUUGGUGGUCUAUACGCACGCCAUGCCGAUGUGGUCCCUAUUUUCGGUCUUGCAAAGAAAUUUUCAGGCCGCAUGGCCAGUAUGUGGAGGUUUGCGCUGGACUUGACUUAUCCCUCGGCAUCAUACACUACGGGGCACGAGUUCAAUCGAGGUAUCUUCAAAACCUUUGGAAAGACGCAAAUCGAAGACUUCUGGCUGGAGUAUUACUGUAACACAACCAACAUCAGCAAGAGCCGCGCCGAGUUUCACACAAGCGGCUACGCCUGGAGAUAUGUCCGGGCAUCUAUGUCUCUUGCCGGUCUGCUUCCGCCGUUGUGCGACGAGGGCAGCAUGCUCCUAGACGGUGGCUACAUCGACAAUCUGACGGUGUCCCACAUGAAGUCGCUCGGCGUGGACGUUAUCUUUGCUGUGGAUGUGGGGUCUCUCGAUGACGAUACUCCACAGUCGUUCGGAGACUCACUCUCUGGGAUGUGGGCAUUUUGGAAUCGGUGGAAUCCACUCUCAUCAACGCCAAACCCACCAACCCUCGCAGAGAUCCAAGCACGACUUGCUUAUGUUUCCAGUGUCGACGCGUUGGAGCGAGCGAAGACGAUGCCAGGGUGUAUCUACAUGAGGCCACCUAUCGACGAAUACGGAACGCUUGACUUUGGUAAAUUUGACGAGAUCACACAGGUAGGAUACAAGUAUGGCCAGGAGUUCUUGCAGGAGGCCCGUGAGAAGGGGUUGCUUCCAUUGAUCGAGGAGACAGAGGCCAAGAAGGCGUUGCGACGCACAAUGGCUCCGCGUAGAGCAAGCAUUUAG
Phaeoacremonium minimum UCRPA7 is the source of this 4299-nucleotide messenger RNA. RefSeq names its product putative lysophospholipase nte1 protein. Gene Ontology annotation, molecular function: phosphatidylcholine lysophospholipase A1 activity. Gene Ontology annotation, biological process: lipid metabolic process. NCBI's taxonomy places the organism in Eukaryota, Fungi, Ascomycota, Sordariomycetes, Togniniales, Togniniaceae. Gene Ontology annotation, cellular component: endoplasmic reticulum. The coding region runs from base 1 to 4299 and encodes 1432 amino acids. The transcript is spliced from 3 exons. The record is from RefSeq and is a predicted model, not a curated record.